Oncorhynchus gorbuscha (pink salmon) is the source of this 3748-nucleotide messenger RNA. RefSeq names its product plakophilin-3-like. Gene Ontology annotation, cellular component: nucleus; adherens junction; cytoplasm. NCBI's taxonomy places the organism in Eukaryota, Metazoa, Chordata, Actinopteri, Salmoniformes, Salmonidae. The coding region runs from base 301 to 2955 and encodes 884 amino acids. The record is from RefSeq and is a predicted model, not a curated record. Gene Ontology annotation, molecular function: cadherin binding. The transcript has 17 exons. Gene Ontology annotation, biological process: cell-cell junction assembly; cell-cell adhesion.
CGCAUUAUUGUGAGCAUGUAACCGUACUCAAUGAGAGAGUUUAUUUUCCUGUGCCAGGUAGCCUACUCUCCCUCAGACUCCACCCCGUUGUUAUUUCAGCAUAUACUGUAUAGUUCAUUACCGAGGGAGCAGUCGUAAGAAAAGUAUCUCACACAGGAACGAGCAACUCAACACCGAAUACCGACUUUACCGAUGACCAAAUUCAUUAUUUCCAGAUCAGAAAUUGUUUAGACGAGAAACACACAUUGCGCUCCCGGUUGGAAUCCUUGGAACUUUUAAAUUGCCUUCCGAGUUUCGACAAUGAGUUUCGGGGCUCAAGAUCAUGUCUUUCUGUCUGCUUUGCAGCCCAAUACCGCCGUCAGUACUUACGCGGUCCCGUCCGAGAUCCAACUCGAGGGGAAAGGGGGCAACCUGUCGGAUGAGAUGACCCGGGCCAAGCGGGUCCAGCAGCAGGUUGCUAUGCGGCUCGCCGAGAAAACCUCGACGCUUUCACGAAAGAACGGCUCAGCCACACACUAUACCUCCUCAGAACACAGCGGUUCUUCAACAAUGAAGUACCAGACCUUCAACCCAGGGUUCAGCUCUAAGUCCUACGUCUACACAGCCUCCAGACCUGUCAUGGCACCCAGGAUGUCUCACUACUCUGGUGGUUUCUCCUCCCGCUCGGCGAUGGACCUGAGUGGUGGUCAGAGGCUCAGCAUGGGGGGUGGAGGAGGAGGAGGAGGAGGAGGGUACCAGUACCACGAUAACAUGAGCCUGAGCGGGGGCUACCAGGGGGGAGGGGGCUACCAGGCUGGGGGAGGGGCCAUGAGGCAACAGAUGUCCACCGUGAACCGGGCGAUGAGCCGUGCUCCCGGCCCAGACCUAGAGACCAUGUCCCUGCGUUCCGUUAGGCUCCAGAACAUGCCCGCUCAGCCGUCCCCAGUGGCAGCCUGGGUAGAUGCGGAUGGCAGCGAUGGGGUCAGCCUCGUCUCGGACCACGAUGCCACAUUCAACCGCCAGCAGUCUGUCUACAGCACCGUCAAUGGAGGAGCCUACAGCUCUGGGACCCAGAUGAGACAGGCAGGAGGAGGAGGGUCCAUGGCCUACCACGCCCCCAUGAGGAUGGGGGGAGAGGAGAUGAUGUCGGUCCAGCAGCAGCAUUCCUUUAAAGGGCCAGCGUUUCGCACCAUCAGCAGGAUCAACAACAGGAACAACAGGAUGUCUAUGGGCUCCAUGUCUGGGGCUUCUACCCUCCCCCCUGGGGGGAGCAGCUACGGCGGUGGAGGGGGAAGCUUCGUCAUGUCCGGGGCUUCCACCCUCCCCCCUGGGGGGAGCAGCUACGGCAGUGGAUUCAUGAUGGGCCAGAUGUCGUCUGGGUCUCAGGGGAAUCUGAUGAUGCAUCAACAGAGGCAGACCACUCUGCCCAGGACCAUGUCUAUCAAGAGCAUGCACAGUGUUGGGAGGGGCAUGGACAUCUACGACGGACAGAUAGACAUGACAGGCAGCAUGGGCAACCUCAGCAGGAUCAAUAACCUGGACAUGGCUACGGCGGUGAGGUACCUGGCAGAGGGGGAUGCUGAGCUGCAGGUUCUGGGAGCAGCGUUUAUCCAACAUGAGUGUUACAGCGACACUGAGGCCAAGAAAGAGGUGCACCGCUAUAAGGGCAUCCCAGAGCUGGUGAGGCUGUUCAACAGUGAGAACCAGGAGGUGGCUCGCUACGCCACGGGCGCCACGAGGAACCUCAUCUACGAGAACAUGGACAACAAAGUGGCCCUUAUCGAGGAGGGAGGGAUCCCACAACUCAUAGAGGCUCUGAAGGUGAAUGACGACGAGCUACGCAAGAACAUCACAGGUAUUCUGUGGAACCUGUCAUCCAAAGACAACCUGAAGGAGAAACUGGCCAAGGAGACGCUAUCUGAGCUCACAGAGACGAUCCUGAUCCCGCUCUCAGGCAGUGGAGACACUGAGGUCAUCCAGCAGAGCCCCUCUGAGGUUGACAUCUUCUACAACACCACCGGAUGUCUUAGGAACCUGAGCUCAGUGAAUGAGAAGACCAGACGUCAGAUGCGGGAGACCAACGGUCUGGUGGAUGCCCUGGUAGGAUACAUCCAGGCCUCGCUACAGGAAGGCAAGGUGGAGGAGAAGGGAGUGGAGAACGCAGUGUGUGUUAUGAGGAACCUCUCCUAUCAGCUGUACAGUGAGAUCCCGCCCUCGGCCAUGCUACGUCUGGAAGGACCAACCAGAGGCCAGGACACCAGCAGGAGUGAAGCCAUUGGUUGCUUCACGCCUCAGAGCAAGAAAGUAAAAAAUAAGAUGAACCAGGACCUGGUUACAUUCACGGAGGUGGCCCGCGUGCCCAAGGGUCUGGAGUGGCUGUGGCACCCCCAGGUGGUGGGGCUGUAUAACCGUGUGCUGCAGGGCUGUGAGUUCAACUACACCACCCGCGAGGCUGCAGCCGGGGCCCUGCAGAACAUCACAGCUGGAGACAAGAGAUGGGCGGGGGUGCUGUGUCGUGUGGCUCUCGAGCAAGAGAGGAUGCUUCCUGUGAUGUUGGACAAACUGAGGACCAAUAAUGACCUGGAGCUGAGAUCCCUCACCGGCUUCCUCAGAAACCUGUCACGCCAUGCCAAGGACAAGAACGCCAUGGCAACCAAGACAGUGAACAACCUGGUGGACAAGCUGCCUGCCGACGGUCAACAGAAGGAGCCGUCCAGCGACGUGGUGGUCAACAUCUGUGGAGCGUUGAACAACCUGGUGACCUGCAGCUCCGUCGCAGCCCGGGACAUCACUUUCUUUGACGGGUUGCAAAAACUGGUGGCCAUCAAGAACUCCAACGACAGCAGUCCUGGGAAGCUGAAAGCAGCCAAAGCAGCGGCCACAGUCCUCAGCAACAUGUUCCAAUACAAGAAGCUGCACAAGGACUACAAACAGAAAGGGUUCACACGACCAGACUUUGCAGACAUGACAAUCUAAAAAAAAAAAGGAAAAGGAACAGAUACAACGUCUCUCUCUCCUUCUGCCAAGCGGCUGGAAACCUGUCUGAUCACUUCAGUGGUCAAAGACGGCUCUGUACAACUGAAAACAUUACUCCUCGGGUUACUUCAUACUUACCCACACAUGGAGCUGGAUGAACUAUACUACAGUGCAAGUGAUGACAAAGAUGGAAUCUGUUUAGGGACAACCUUAAUGGUGGACUAUGAUGAUAACGUACCCCCUUUCCCCUGUGAGCUUGAAUACCGUAUGUAUUCAAUACUAUAUGUUGAGUUUAAUAUGUAUUCAAUACUAUAUGUUGAGUUUAAUAUGUAUUCAAUACUAUAUGUUGAGUUUAAUAUGUAUUCAAUACUAUAUGUUGAGUUUAAUAUGUAUUCAAUACUAUAUGUUGAGUUUAAUAUGUAUUCAAUGCUAUAUGUUGAAUUUAAUGUAUGUAUUCAAUACUAUAUGUUGAGUUUAAUAUGUAUUCAAUACUAUAUGUUGAGUUUAAUAUGUAUUCAAUGCUAUAUGUUGAGUUUAAUAUGUAUUCAAUACUAUAUGUUGAAUUUAAUGUAUGUAUUCAAUGCUAUAUGUUGAAUUUAAUAUAUGUAUGUAUUCAAUACUAUAUGUUGAGUUUAAUAUGUAUUCAAUACUAUAUGUUGAAUUUAAUGUAUGUAUUCAAUACUAUAUGUUGAGUUUAAUAUGUAUUCAAUACUAUAUGUUGAAUUUAAUGUAUGUAUUCAAUGCUAUAUGUUGAAUUUAAUGUAUGUAUUCAAUACUAUAUGUUGAGUUUAAU